Molecule: messenger RNA, 1467 nt
Organism: Heteronotia binoei (common prickly gecko)
Lineage: Eukaryota; Metazoa; Chordata; Lepidosauria; Squamata; Gekkonidae
Gene: PDCD10
Product: programmed cell death 10
Exons: 8
Coding region: 406-1044 (212 amino acids)
Biological process (GO): regulation of Golgi organization; positive regulation of MAP kinase activity
Cellular component (GO): FAR/SIP/STRIPAK complex; Golgi apparatus
Molecular function (GO): protein kinase binding
Source: RefSeq, a predicted model, not a curated record
CUCCUUUUUCCCCCUCCCUUCACGCUCAAUCGCUCUCUCCGUACGUCGUUCCAUCGCGCAAUCCUUCCUGGGGGUUGUAGUUUUCCCGAUCAGCGGACUACACGUCCCAUGGGCCCGCGCGGUCGCCGGCUAGUUCCGGACAACGCCUGGUGUGUGGUAACGACAGUGGCAGCGGCGGCGGAGAGGGGGACGCUUCCUUUUCGGAGGGCACUUCCGGCAGCGGCGACGGCGGAGGAUCCCGCUCGGGAGCCCCGAAGGCUUCCAGGGGCGGGUGGGCAGGGAGGGGGAAGGUUUAUAUUUUUUUAAAUGCUCUAAACUCUGUGGCACAAGGAGGAAAAAGAAGCCCUUCGGUGAAUGAGGAAUCCUUUGCUUUGAUAGCCUUUUUCCUCGAGAGUGGGCCUUUGAAUGAGGAUGACAAUGGAAGAGCUGAAGAAUGAAGCAGAGACCACUUCUAUGGUUUCCAUGCCCCUCUAUGCCAUUAUGUAUCCUGUCUUUAAUGAGCUAGAACGAGUAAAUUUAUCUGCAGCUCAGACGUUGAGAGCAGCUUUUAUUAAGGCUGAAAAGGAAAAUCCAGGUCUCACGCAAGACAUCAUCAUAAAAAUAUUGGAGAAAAAAAGUGUUGAAGUUAAUUUUACUGAGUCUCUUUUGCGCAUGGCAGCUGAUGAUGUAGAAGAAUAUAUGAUUGAAAGGCCAGAACCAGAAUUCCAAGAUCUAAAUGAAAAGGCACGAGCACUUAAACAGAUCCUCAGUAAGAUUCCAGACGAAAUCAAUGACAGAGUGAGGUUUCUUCAGACAAUCAAGGACAUUGCCAGUGCAAUAAAGGAACUUCUUGACACAGUAAAUAACGUCUUCAAGAAAUAUCAAUACCAGAACCGGAGGGCACUUGAGCACCAAAAGAAAGAAUUUGUAAAAUACUCCAAAAGUUUCAGCGACACUUUGAAAACCUAUUUUAAAGAUGGAAAGGCAAUAAAUGUGUUCAUAAGUGCCAACCGACUAAUUCAUCAAACCAACUUGAUACUCCAGACCUUCAAAACUGUGGCCUGAAAAAAACAAAACAAAAAAACUGUAUAUGUCAAGAGCUGUACUUUUCAAUGGUGGAUAGGAUACCUUUAUAUGUAAACUUUAAAGUUUUGACUGUAUAAAUUAUCAGUCCCUGUUGGAGGGACAUAAUGCAGGAUUUUGAAUGGGAUUUAUUGCCAUCUUACACCAUAUUUUUGUAAAAACAUUGUAGCUUAAUCAUAAUCUCACGAUGAAGAUUUUGCAUCACUUUUUUGCUAUUAUCAUUCUUUUCAGAAUUAUAAGCCAAAAGAAUUUACGCCUUAAUGUGUCAUUAUGUAACAUUCCUUAUAAGAAUUGUAAAUAUUUGGUGUUCUGUUUCUGACAUUUUAACUUGAAAGCGAAAAACUGCAAGAUUAUGUAUUUAAUAAUAUUGGUGGCAAAUAUUCAAUAAAUAGUUUACAUCUGUUA